AUGCUAUCAGACUGGAUAUUGAAGUCAAUCGCUAAUCGCACGCCUGCAAAUGGCAAGGCCGUGCUGAUAGUGGGUGGUUCGAGUGGCAUUGGGCUGUGCAUAGGCGAACUGACAGUGCAGCAGGGGGCGAGGGUGGCGAUAGUUGCUCGCAACAAGGAGCGACUGGCCUCUGCUCACAAGCAGCUAGAGGCCUUGCUUCCACCCGACACACCCUCGUCUGAUUUCCUCCUGUCCGUGGCGGCCGAUGCGGCGAAUCCGGACGAUGCAGCGAGAGCCGUUGAUCAGGUGGUGGGCGCGUUUGGACGGCUGGAUGUGGUCAUCUGCUGCCAGGGGCAGAGCACUCCGCAUCAAUUUGAGUUCGAUACCGUGGAGAACCAGCAGCAGGUGGGUUUGUGGGGAGAAGCAGCAGCAGCAGCAGCAGCAACAGGUGAGUGCAAAUGA
Closterium sp. Yama58-4 is the source of this 441-nucleotide messenger RNA. Lineage: Eukaryota; Viridiplantae; Streptophyta; Zygnematophyceae; Desmidiales; Closteriaceae. The record is from the annotation of a GenBank genome assembly.